AAAAAAAAAAAAAACAAUAAUAAACCGGGGGAAAAAGAAAAGGCAGGCCAGAAGUCAAGAAGAGGAGAGACCGGGGAGGAACGGAGGAGGAAGGCGCUCUGUUGUUUCCGAUCUAUCUUUCUCUCUUUCCGUUUCUCUCUUCGCAACGACUUUGCCGGUUAACCGGCAAGUACAGCUCAUCGGAAGAGAGUCGAAGGAGAGGGGGAUUCCGACAAUAGAGAGAAGCCAGCUCCUGGUAAACGCGGCGGAGCGGGAAGUUGGAACCGUAAAAGGAACAACCAAAUUGACCUCUCCGGCUUGCUAUCCUCUUCUGUAGUCUCUUUAAUCUCCCGAUCGAUUUGCUGAUUCGUCUGUUUGUUUAUCGGCCGCCAUGAACGAGAAGGCGAAUGUUUCUAAAGAGCUCAAUGCCAGGCACAAAAAGAUACCACAACUUGGCUGAAGGCUGGAGCCAUCCUUGAUAUAAUUUGGGAAGCUACUUUAGAAACCCGGGACAACUCCUCCAUCUUGGAAGGCCUUCUCAAAUUGCCCGAGAAUAGGGAAUGUGCAGACUGCAAGGCAAAGGGUCCAAGAUGGGCAAGUGUGAAUUUGGGUAUCUUUAUAUGCAUGCAGUGUUCUGGGAUCCACAGAAGUCUUGGGGUACACAUAUCAAAGGUUCGAUCUGCGACCCUUGACACUUGGCUUCCGGAGCAGGUUGCAUUUAUCCAGUCCAUGGGAAAUGAAAAGGCAAAUAGCUACUGGGAAGCUGAACUGCCUCCAAACUACGACAGAGUUGGAAUUGAGAAUUUUAUUCGUGCAAAGUAUGAUGAUAAGAGGUGGGUACCUAGGGACGGGAAAGCAAAAUCUCCUCCAAGAAGACAGGAUGAAAGUUAUUUGCAAAGGCCAAAGCCAGUUGAAAGAAGUAAGCAUGGGCACACUAGCAGCUCCGAAAAUUUAUUCGAGGGACGGAGGAAUUCACCAGCACAAAUUUCAAAAGACCGAGUUCCUGCGACAAGAAUAAGUAUUCCUGUACCUCCCAAAGGACCUGAGCAAGUAUCUAGGCUUGUUACACCACCUAAGGCUGUCCAGAAAGUUGAACCUGUGGCAGAGCCAGCUGAAGCCGUAAAGAAGGCAGUUGAUCCUACAGCAACUGCCACUCAACCUAAGGUUGAUUAUGCUACUGAUCUUUUCAACAUGCUAUCACUAGAAGGCCCGAAUGAGAAUGGCUCUGAGGCAGCUUCUAGUGAUGAUAAUGGAUGGGCUGGUUUUCAAUCGGCCACUGCUAAUGGAGAAGCAUCGAUAACUGAUAAAGCUGAUCCACAAAAGAUGGGGUCGAAUAACACUCAUUCAACCCCUGUUAUUGAGGAUUUAUUUAAAGAUGAACCUUCUCUAGCAACAUCUUCACUCUCUCAGAAACCCCAGAAGGAUGUUAAGACUGACAUUAUGAGCCUUUUUGAGAAGUCCAAUAUGGUAUCUCCAUAUGCUAUGCAUCAGCAACAAAUUGCUAUGUUAGCGCAGCAACAAUCCCUUCUCAUGGCAGCUGCAGCAAAAUCAGCUGGUGGUUCUGGUUCCACCAACAGUCAGCAACAACUUGCUCUGCUAGCGCAGCAACAAUCCCUUCUAAUGGCAGCGGCAGCAAAAUCAGCUGGUGGUUCUGGUUCGACCAACGGUCAACAACCCGGGGCCAAUGGUAUUAAUUUGCCAGCUCAAACUUGGCCCAACGCUGGGUACCAGAUUCCUGGUUUGAUGGUGCCUGUGGCCAUGCAAAGCGACGUACAGAAACUUAUGCAGAGUGGUAAUUUAGCAACAACAACACAGCCGAUGGGAGUCUCUGCACCAUAUCCAGCAUCUAGGUAGGUACCUCCGACUUCUCUUUGUUUUCCAGAUCCUAUAUUAUUUUCUGAAACCAGUAAUUCUUGGAUUGGCUUGUUUUACUUGAGUAACAAUGGCAGCACCAGCAUAUUACAACCUUAGUAUCUUGCUUUUUCUUCAUCUAGUAUAUUUGAGGAGUAACAACUAACAAGUGGUCAUUUUGUUCUUUCGCAUGAGAACAUAUGCUGUUCCUUAUUUCUUUCUAGGGAUUUCUCGUAGUUGAGACCUGGGGAUGGGUUUCUCAGGUUUCUAUUUCUCGCAAAACUUAUGUUUCUCUCCAUGGGUUAACUGUGGCGUGCAGCUUUUAUAGCAUGGGACAAGGAACCCCGGUUGUUAAUGGGGCGAGCACAACGGCUGGGGCGAGUAAACCGCAAUCGGCAACUCCAGUAGUAGCAUCCAGCAAUUCGUCGCAGACUGGUAAAGAAUUCGAUUUCUCGUCUUUAACUCAAGGCAUGUUCUCCAAGCAUUGAGCUCUGGACAGGCCAGUCAAGAGUCAUUGGCUUUUGACCAACAGUCUCUACACACAUAAGCAUGCACCCGCGAAGUUAGAAGUUUGUACACUACACAGCGAAAAUAGCAAUCUGCUUCCUCUUAUUUUUUUCUGGCAUUUUCCCAUGUCCUGAUAACUGUAUUGUUGAUAAAAUGAUUGUACACUAUUUGUAGAUGCAGUUCCCUCCUUUUCUUUGGCUCUGAUGUUCUCAUUUGUAUUUUGAGCAGAUUCAUUAUGAGCAAUAAAAAAAAAUUAUGAUGGGCUUUUAGGUUUGCUUUCAGCAAAUAUUCUUGGAUGCCCUCAUUUCAUUGCAACAUAUAUGAAGGAGCAUUGAUCCCGACCCACCAAUUGGCUUACAAACAGGGUUGAUGAAUGAUGAACAAGGAAACAGGUAGAUUGUCCCCGUCAACCAACCCUUAAAACAAACAAACAUACAAGCCUUACUUCUGAGAAGUGACGGGUAAGACUGGAGAAUCCCUCAGCAGCCAAAAACAAAAACUGAAGCAAAGAAAAGGUGUUGCUGCAAAGCAAGAAAUAUGGUUUCUACUUCAACACA
Molecule: messenger RNA, 2894 nt
Organism: Linum tenue
Lineage: Eukaryota; Viridiplantae; Streptophyta; Magnoliopsida; Malpighiales; Linaceae
Source: the annotation of a GenBank genome assembly